AUGAUCGACAACAUUCUGACUUGGAAGAAUUUGGAAGCGUUCUCGGAUAGAAAAAUCUACUUGAUUCUCGAAAAGGUGUCGUACUUUCCAAGUAACACAUAGAACACUCGUUGACCCAGAUCGAAUCGGUGCUGUCUCCGUUGCCGGGAAUGCUCCAGGUCAGCCAUCCGGUCACCAUCUUCGGGGACCUGCACGGGCAGCUCGACGCGCUCGUCCGCUACUUCGAUUCGAUCGGAUACCCGCCAAAAGUGCAGUACCUCUUUCUGGGGGACUACGUCGAUCGCGGCGCCAAAUCGUUCGAGACAGUCAUGCUGCUCUUCUGCUACAAAAUCCGCUACCCUUCGAUGAUUCACUUGUUGCGCGGCAAUCACGAGUGCAUGAAGAUGAACCGAUUGUACGGAUUUCACGCCGAACUCAAGCACAAGAGAGAUACGACCAUGUGGAGGAGAUUCCAGGUUUCUGAGAUUGAGGGGACUGUAUUUAGAGUAGAAGGUAUUGUAGGACGUGUUCAACCAGCUGUCAAUGUGUGCUCGAGUCGGCGAGCGGAUCCUUUGUAUGCACGGCGGAAUCCCCCAGCACUGCACCUCGUGGGACGCCUUCCAUCGGCUCAAGAAGCCGAAAACUCCGAAGACGUGCGACGAGGGACUGCCCGUCGACUUGAUGUGGGCGGAUCCGACGCAGGACAAGACGAGCACGUUCGCUCUCAACACACAACGCGCGAUCUCGGUGAUAUUCGGAGAGAAAGCCGUCACCGAGUUCAUGAACCGUCUCGGGCUCUCGCUGAUCGUCCGUGCUCACGAAGUCUCCCAGUUGGGCUUCAAUUUCAUGUUCAAGAACAGACUGGUGACCGUCUUCUCGGCUCCCUACUACUGUGGAAAUGAGACCAAUUGUGGGGCGGUUAGCUGGAAAGUGAGGAUGUUCUGAUAACUACAAAGAUCCUUCAGGUGAUGCACGUGACUCCAAAGUACCAGAUCUCGUUCACAGUGCUCCGGCCACGCAUGCUUCCGAACGCGGAGAACGCGGAAACUGUGCGUCAAAUGGAGCAGAACUACAAGUCGUUCACCGCCGUCAGUCCGGAUCCGAAUCGCGGUCGUCACUUGGAAAAUCUCACAAAGACCGGAAAAACGAGCAAAGUCUAG
This is a messenger RNA of Caenorhabditis sp. 36 PRJEB53466, 1139 nucleotides long. NCBI's taxonomy places the organism in Eukaryota, Metazoa, Nematoda, Chromadorea, Rhabditida, Rhabditidae. The record is from the annotation of a GenBank genome assembly.